Molecule: messenger RNA, 1403 nt
Organism: Amphibalanus amphitrite
Lineage: Eukaryota; Metazoa; Arthropoda; Thecostraca; Balanomorpha; Balanidae
Product: protein odd-skipped-related 2-B-like
Exons: 2
Coding region: 101-1219 (372 amino acids)
Biological process (GO): embryo development; regulation of transcription by RNA polymerase II
Cellular component (GO): nucleus
Molecular function (GO): DNA-binding transcription factor activity, RNA polymerase II-specific; RNA polymerase II transcription regulatory region sequence-specific DNA binding
Source: RefSeq, a predicted model, not a curated record
GCCUGGCGGCCAAUCAGCUGUGGGGGGGCGGGGCGGCCCGGCUGGACGGCAGCCGCCGCCGCUCCGUCUCGCGCACAGACGCACCACCCGGCCCGCAGAGAUGUGGCAGCCGACGCCGCCCGGCGCCGAGACGACAUCGCACCUGCUGACGCCGCCGGCCACACCGACGUCAUCGGCGUCAUCGGCGGCGUCGCGGCUGAGCCCGGAGCUGGCGGCGGCGCGCGGUGACGGCGGACGGGCCGGGGACCCGGAGAUAGCCGGCACGUGGGUGACGGGGAGCGGAGAGGGCACGGGGUCCCCUCGGCUCCCGGCGGCGAGCUCGGAACAUGCCCAGCUGACCGCCACCGCAGCUGCUGCAGCCAGCGCCGCAGCCGCCGGGAUGGCCGUCAGCCGGCUGCAGCUGCUGAGCCCGCUGCUGCAGGCUGCACAGCUGCAGCGCGGCCUGCUGCACGGCUGGCCGUACUGCCAGCUGCCGCUGCAGCUGCUGCAGCCGGCGCUGCCGCAGCCCUGGCGCACCGGCCGGCCGGCGCGCUCCCGCAAGCGCUACAUCUGCCAGUACUGCCAGCGCGAGUUCAGCAAGAGCUACAACCUGCUGAUCCACGAGCGGACGCACACGGACGAGCGGCCGUUCCCGUGUGACGUCUGCGGCAAGGCGUUCCGCCGGCAGGACCACCUCAGAGACCACAGGUACACCCACAGCAAGAAGAAGCCAUUCCAGUGUGAGGUAUGCGGCAAAGGCUUCUGUCAGGCGCGCACCCUGGCCACCCACCGCGCUCAGCACGCUCCGCGCAGCCCCUCGCCGACGACCCUGCGGCUCGCGGAGCUUCAGCUGGGGCCACGGGCAGGUGGUGACUCGUCCUCAGUACGACCUCCGUGGCUGAGAGAGGUCUCAAGACCUCAGUCUUCUGCCGCAGAAUCACCGCCGCCGCCACAGCGCGCUUCUUCAGAGAUUCGACGAGAAUCAGGUGACUUACUGAAGAAUGGCUCGUGUGAGAUAAUUCCACGCACGAGUGCAUUUGAAAACUGUGAAGGUUCUCUGUUUCUUCGUCACGGUUUGUUGUCAGAGGAGAGAUCUAAAGAGGCGGUAAUGUCACGUGAUCCUGCUGCAAGGCUAGGUCAGCUGAGGCUCAGCCAAUCUGACGACAGUGAAGCUUUAAAUCUGUCUGUAAGAAAGACUACCGGGUUUACCAUUGAUGAGAUCAUGAAGCCUUGUGAAUAGUAACGGCGUUAUGAGCAAUACUCCUCAUUAGUCAAACGUGUUAAUAAGUGUUGUUACGUCGUGCAAUCAUUGCCAUGUGUUCUGCACACUCAGCAUUGUUAUGGUCAUGUAUCAUGUUUUACUCAUGUUCGAAGUGUGGGCUCUAGUGUGCAGCGUAUCUGUAAUAAACAACCACACAGCCUGA